Molecule: messenger RNA, 4333 nt
Organism: Alosa alosa (allis shad)
Lineage: Eukaryota; Metazoa; Chordata; Actinopteri; Clupeiformes; Clupeidae
Gene: rela
Product: v-rel avian reticuloendotheliosis viral oncogene homolog A
Exons: 11
Coding region: 205-2112 (635 amino acids)
Biological process (GO): innate immune response; canonical NF-kappaB signal transduction; response to cytokine
Cellular component (GO): cytoplasm
Molecular function (GO): DNA-binding transcription factor activity, RNA polymerase II-specific; RNA polymerase II cis-regulatory region sequence-specific DNA binding
Source: RefSeq, a predicted model, not a curated record
UGGGUAUUUCCGCACAAUUGGGAGGGGGUGGACAUUGUGAGAAAGUUGCUUUCGACUGACUCGCGGCGGUGGAGGAGGCGAGGCGGACAACACACCGAUACGGACACAAAUAACAUUGUCAAAAAGGAGAGAAGACACUGUUCCGUUGGAUAUUGUUCGGCUGUUUGGAUUAUCUGUUACAAAGUUCAUCUGUAACGAGCACAAAUGGCAGGAAUAUACGGCUGGUCCCAGCAGCCGCCUGUUCCCCAAGGCACUCCCUACACAGAGAUCAUCGAGCAGCCCAAGGCAAGGGGUAUGCGUUUCCGGUAUAAGUGCGAGGGGCGUUCAGCAGGCAGCAUCCCGGGGGAGAAGACUAACGACACAACCAAGACACAUCCUGCAAUCAAGGUUCACAACUACAGUGGGCCGAUCCGCGUGCGCAUCUCGCUGGUGACGAAGAGCGAGCCGCACAAACCACAUCCUCACGAACUUGUAGGAAAGGACUGCAAGCAUGGCUACUACGAGGCUGACCUGCAGGAGAGACGCGUGCACAGCUUCCAGAACCUGGGAAUCCAGUGUGUGAAGAAGAAAGAUCUUGUAGAGGCUGUGAGUUCCCGACUCCAAACGCAAAACAACCCUUACAAUGUUCCCGAGGCGAAGGUUUGGGAAGAGGACUAUGAUCUGAAUGCGGUGAGACUGUGUUUCCAGGUGUCCAUCACGAUGCCCAAUGGAGAGCUACAUCCCCUGAAACCAGUCGUCUCUCACCCUAUCUACGACAACAGAGCGCCCAAUACAGCUGAGCUAAAGAUAUGUCGAGUAAACCGUAACUCCGGAAGUUGCCGUGGAGGUGACGAAAUCUUCCUGCUCUGUGACAAAGUGCAGAAAGAGGACAUUGAGGUGCGCUUCUUCCGCGACUCCUGGGAGGGAAAGGGCACGUUCUCGCAGGCUGACGUUCACCGGCAGGUGGCCAUCGUCUUCCGCACGCCCUCAUACUGCGACAUUCACCUUACGGAGCCUGUACGCGUCAAGAUGCAGUUACGGCGGCCCUCCGACAGGGAGGUCAGCGAGCCCAUGGACUUCCAGUUCCUGCCUCCAGACCCAGACGAGUAUAGAUUGGUUGAGAAGCGGAAACGCACUGAGGGAAUGUUCAAGCAACUGAGCUCUAUGGCCCCAGGAGCCAUUGCCACAGAAAGGAGGCCAUUCCCUGCUCCCAGGAGAACGAUGCCUGCGCCCAAACCUCCAGCUGCAGCUCCCAUGGCUGCUGGUAUCUCAGUUGGGAACCCCCUAGCCGCCUCAACAUUGAAAGCCCCAACUUUCUUCGGCCCUCCACCCGGCCAGCUGUUUACCAUGCCCAAAACAGAAAUGGGCUCGGCCACCUCCGCCAACCUCCACAACGACACCUGGAAGUUCCUCACAAGCCUCACCAUAGACAACCAGCCCAAAGCCACGCCGGUGAGCCAAAGCCAAACCCCCGCAUCGGCAUCCUCCACAGCCCAGGAAUACCCCACGGUUAACCUGGCCGACCUUCAUGGGCUUAACUUCGGUGUCUACCCCACCGCCCAGGACUCUGGGGUGGCGAAUGCGGCUAGCAGGAGCGACGGGGAGACUGGCAAUGGGGCAGUUGGUGUUCAGUCCCAUGGAGCAGGCAUCGCCGGGGCCGGUCAAUACAGGGUCGAGGGUGACGAGGAGCUCCCGGAGUUCCCCAGCUUCUCUGAUCAGCAAAUCUCAGGCACCCUGGAGAGCAUCGGGAUGGAAGAUUUCGAGACACUGCUGGCUCAGACCGGCUUGCAGUGCGAGGUGUCCACCACUGGCACAGGGAUUGGGGCACAGCCCUCCGGCUGCCAGAUGACAUCCACGCUACCAUGCAGCAGUACCACCAACAACAUGGGCAACCCAGUGGAGAACGCGGUCACCAACCACACGGGAAGUGACGGCACCACCACCACCCUGAUGAACUACCCCCCAAGCCUCGCCAGCCUGCUCCAGGUCGAUUGUACCCUCGGCAAUCCCAAUGUCGCACAAAUGCCCAUUACCUUGGAUGACAUGGAUAUGACCUCCCUAGAUGAGGACCGUCUCUUGUCCAUCUUCAGUUGUGCCACUCAACCAGGGUUCCUGUCAGGCAACCACACUUAAACUAGUCCCAAAAACACUUCUUCCUGAUGGCCACACCACCAGGACUUUGUAAAGCACCACAGCCUUAAUUUCCCUUCACCAUGUCCUGGAGAUCUCAAAUAAUCCAGCUCAGACAGAAAGGAAGAAGAAUACAGGGAGCGGGAAAAAAAAAAUAUGAAGAGUCGUCGUCAUGGUUUUGAAGAAGCAGGAGACUUCUUCUGGACUGUAGUUGGCUAUCUAUCUUCUGCUCAUUUGAAAAAAAAAAAAAAAAAAAAGGCUAUGUCAAGACUGAAAGACUUUGGGCCAUAAUUUAAAUGUCAGGCAAAGUGCAAAGUCUCUCAACAAGAAAGGUUAUAGUGCAGGAACUAUAGUUAUUGUGUGGCAUGUGGGGGCAUUGAGUUGACUCCUCAAUGUUUAUGGUGUCGCCCAUGGUGUUAAAUUAGCAAAUUGAUUUUGCUAAUUUAGUUACAUGAUUUUAGUUAGUAAAUUACCUUUUAAAAGAAGUCUUGACACUUUUGUUGUUAUGGGAGGCACCACUGCAUUAUCUAUAUCUGUAUUUUAACAAUCAACCAAAAUGUCAACAAUUUGUAGCUUAUGUUCUAGCCACGCAGCUAAAGUAAGGAUACUACGUUCGGUUCAAGUAGACUAUUGAAUGUUGAUUCAUAUUUUCAGUAUUUUGGGUUGCUGAUAUCUACUUGGUUUUCUUCAGCUCUGACAAUUAGUUCUUAAUCAAAUACAAAAUUACAGUAUGUAUUUGUAUUAUCUUUAGGAUAAUCAGAGCUGGGUACUUUGAACCACAAAUGUAGGUCGUUCCUGUGGCUUUUCCUCACUAACCAUCAGAAACAUGUCUCAUUUGCAAAUCAUUCAAGUUACAUUGACUCACUGCACCAACUGGAUAUUUUAAAGUUUCUUAACUUUUCAAAAAGAGAAUAUUACCAAUGAAAGUACAAGUGACACCAUGAACCCCGUCUAGUUGCUAUUUUACGAAAUAUUUACUUGUUGGUUGGUAGUUGCACUUAGCGUCCACAUUGAAAUGUGAGGAGUCCAAACACAAGUCUGUGUUGUAAUCAUGUCCUUUCUGUUCUCAGCUUAGACAAGGCUUAACGUUAGUCUUUAUUUGAGAUGACUUAUCAGAUAUUGGUAAAUCUCUGAAGUCACUGAAUUCAUACUGAAUUCUACUGUCAGCCUCUUUUUAUGGUGCUUUUGUUAAGAAAAUACAUUAAAAUACAUUAUAGCAUUGAUUUUUGAGAGGACAUGGCUUGAGCCAUUUGCAAUCACAACUGCUGAAGAGUUUGUAAAGCAGUUUCCAAAGUAGAGAUGUGGCAUAACUGACUAUUUUUGGUAUCAUGUAAAGUUAGCUUUGGUUACACAGAUAUGUUUGUUUAUAAAAAAAAUAAGAAAGAGAAGGGAACUGUGCAUUUGUACUCACCAUCUGAUCAACUGACCUAUGCUAUAUCAGGAGGACAAUUAUUUUUUUUAGUUCUGGCUUGUUAACAGUGUAACUUGCAUAUGCAUUUAAUAUCUAAACCUGUAUUCUUUACAGUUUGUUGAUACAUCUGUUUGCGCAUUUGGAUAAUGCCUGACGACAUCCUUAAUGUCCUAGUUGUCCUCACAGGUAUAUAGGCCACUGUUGCUUCAUGCAGUAUACUGAUCAUUUCUGGUAAUAUUGCCGUUUUUGCUUUGUGUUGUUUUUCUUUGGAAGGUCAUUCAUACGAAACAUGCAUUCUGGUCUGGCUGGGGAGUGCUUAUAUGACCCACAAUCAUAUUAAUAUCCCCAGUUUUGAAGAAUACAGGGGAGGGGGGGGUUCACUGUCCAGUCUCUGUUAAAGAAAGUCGACUAAUGCGACCCAUACAUCAGACUUUGACAAGAUUUGGAAAAGAUUCUUGAAAUUUUGUAAUGUCUUGUGGUGUAAGAAUGGCUUUAAUCGUGCGUGUUACAUUAUUUUAAAAAUCAAAGAUUAUGCUAAUAAGGCCUGCAAAGUAAUGCAGUAAGCUUUUCCAGUUAAUUUGUAGCCUUACAUUACUGCCAGCUAUUCAUACAUGAUAAUUUAUUUCACCCUGUGCUCAGUAAUAUCCAUUAUAGUUGUAAAACUCUACUGGACUUAAUGAUUCGAAGCUCUUUAGAUGUAAUAUUUGUAGAAAGUCUUUAUAUCUGCUGAGUUACUUACUUUGUUGAGGGGGGAGGGGGUGUCCAUGAAUAAGUCAAACAUAUGCAAAUAAAAUGUUUAUUAAACAUUCUAAA